UUGGACUGUGGUUGACUGGAGAGGAAGAGGAGAGGGAGGCCGGGCGAAACCAUUCAGCCAAUACUCCGACUUAAAUAUAUAUAAAAAAUAAUUAGCUUUAAUGGUUUAAUGAUUCAAAUUUCAAAGAGGAUUAUGGGCGUGUAUCUGAAUUAGAUGGUGCGGUUACAAAUCCGGGUAAUUUUGGGUUGGAUUAGCCUCUAACCACGCGGUCAUCGGCGCUGAAUCCCCCCGCAUCCCUGAGAGUAAACAGCCAAACAGGCAGCCAGGAUGCGGAGAUGAUUUCUGGUGACGCUGCGAUGGAUACCAGCGAAAAUACCCAAAUUAAAACAAUAAUGAGGAUCCGAUUUGAUUACAGGUUGGCUUAGUCGCUUUUUAUCGCCUUUUCAAACAUCGUUUGGACAUGGUUUUCCUGCGGAGGCUUGUGCAGCUGAUGCUGCUGUUGAUCCAGAGCGGAUGGUCGGGGGUCGCGCCGAGCCCCACCGAUGAGGGAGCACUCAGGGCCGGCCACGGGGAGCACGGAGAGCCGGGGCACCAGGAGCCUCACAAAGACUCCUACAGCACCUUCGCCUCUGAGUUCCUGGAGUCCAGAUAUCUGUCCGAUGACGGUUACCCCUUCCCCACGGCCCCACCAGUGGAUCCCUUCGCCAAGAUCAAAGUCAGUGACUGUGGAGUAACCAAAGGCUGCAUAAGAUAUGGGAAGCCAGGGUGUGAUGCAGAGACGUGUGACUACUUUCUGAGUUAUCGUCGCAUCGGGACAGAUGUGGAGUAUGAGAUGAGCGCAGACACAGACGGCUGGGUGGCUGUAGGUUUCUCCUCUGACAAGAAAAUGGGAGGAGAUGAUGUCAUGGGCUGUGUCCAUGAUGAUAACGGACGCGUGCGGAUACAUCACUUCUACAACGUCGGCCAGUGGGCCAAGGAAAUAAAGAGGAACCCGGCUAGAGAUGAAGAGGGUAUUUUUGAGAACAACCGGGUGACCUGCCGUUUCAAACGGCCAUUAUAUGUCCCCAGAGAGGAAUCGCUUGUGGACUUACAUCUGUCAUGGUAUUACCUGUUUGCAUGGGGGCCUGCAAUACAAGGUUCCAUCACGAGGCAUGACAUCGACAGUCCGCCAGUCAGCGACCACAUGAUCAGCAUCUAUAAGUAUGAGGACAUCUUCAUGCCUUCUACAGCCUACCAGACCUUCAACUCUCCGCUGUGCUUACUGCUCAUAGUAGCCCUCACCUUCUACUUACUAAUGGGAACGCCAUAAUGAAGCACAGCUGAGUACAUAGUGGAAAAAACAGGGAAGAGAAGAUGAAGCAGCAAUAAAACGUAGUUGCCAUUUUUUGUCUGAUGCCACAUUCAAGUGUGCACUUUGCACAAAAAGACACUGUAUUAGAUAUAUUAAACACAAUAGAGAGUAUAUAUUCAUUACUCUGAACUCAUACAGAGCAUCUUGACAAAGUAUUAAAUCUAUAUUAUAGAGGUACCAUGUACUGGUGUCAGUACAAAACAAGAGGUCUGAUAAAAGAGUAGCGUUAUAGUAUAAAUAGGCCACUUAUUUUCAGUGUUUAUGAUAGCUUCCAAGUAUUUAACAAAUAUGAGGACUACACAUGCCAGUAAAUAAAUCUCACAAGUCUUCGAAAAUCCUG
Molecule: messenger RNA, 1631 nt
Organism: Larimichthys crocea (large yellow croaker)
Lineage: Eukaryota; Metazoa; Chordata; Actinopteri; Sciaenidae
Gene: frrs1l
Product: ferric-chelate reductase 1-like
Exons: 5
Coding region: 401-1249 (282 amino acids)
Biological process (GO): regulation of postsynaptic membrane neurotransmitter receptor levels; regulation of glutamate receptor signaling pathway
Source: RefSeq, a predicted model, not a curated record